AUCAUUUUUGGUCGUCAUGAGCCGAUAAUAUUCGUUGUACUUUGCUGCGAGUACCCGUCGAAGAUGGUUCCGCGACGUCCAUGCUGUGACCACGGUGUAAUCGCGGCCUCUCGGGCAAUAUCACUUUUGGUAAAAGUGUUGCCUUGUAUUCUUAAAAUGAAAUCAUCUUACAUGUUUGAUGUUGACGAACAUUCAAUACUGUCAUAUCGCGGGUCGAUUCGUGAGGAGAAGGUACCGAACCGUAAGAUGGGUUACGAGAGACGAAUACUGAGGACUUUAUUGUCAAUUUCUAUAGUUUUAGCAUCAUUCGUCACAGUCUAUGGGGACAGGGAUAACAACUUUAUGCAACAAAAGCAAUUCAGGAAUAUAGUACCGUCACCGCUUAUCCAAAAAUGGCGGGAGAAUCAGAUGGGGCCGUCAGAGGAGAAGAUUAGCAACGAAGAGUGGAAAGACGAGCUUCUUAGUAAUCUUAGAAACGUGCUUAGAAAACACAACCCAUCAUCACGAAGCAGAGACAGGACAGACAUCACCGCUUACGGCCUACAAGAACCACUGCCGCAGCUUCCUGCGGACGUCUCGGCUGAUCAACUCUUCAUAUUAGAGGGCGCUUCACCAAACUCACCUCUAGGAAACUACGAGGCGGAAACACCCAUUGAUGAGGACAAGAGAAACGGAUUUUUCUUUGGAAAACGGAAUGGAUUUUUCUUCGGCAAGAGAUCGGGUAGCGAAGUAUCAGCGACCAAAGUUGAUGAUGACAGACUAUCGAAAUUCGAAUCGUCGGGAUCGUUUGAUAAGUGCAGACCAUGCGGUCCACGAAGUCAGGGAAGAUGCGUAAUGGUGGGUACAUGCUGUAGUCCACAGUUCGGCUGUUACCUGUUCACGCCCGAAGCUGCAGCUUGUAUGACCGAAGAUGUGUCCCCGUGUCAACUCAAUGCCCCUUCCUGUGGCCUUGAAGGGCAGUGUGUCGCAAAUGGCAUCUGCUGUUCUGCCGCAGAGGGCGCCUGUCACCUUGACCCGACCUGUACGUCGAUGUCAUUAAAUUGAUUUUGGACGCAAUGGUGUCUUUUCAAAACUAAUUAUCCCGGUGUACAGUUUUGUCUGACCUUGUAAUUUACUUUAGUUCUUAUAACAUCAUCUUUUCCGACCUAUCCAUUUUUUUGUCGCAUUCGUUAGGGAUAUGCAUUUAUCACUGUCAGCUAAAGGUUAUUACGGGAUUCAUACGCCGAAUUUGAUAAUUGUUGUAUUUUCGUACUCAUAUCUGAAUCCAAUGCGCUGGUAAGAAUGAUUGGGUACAGCUUAUACAACAGCAAACUUAUUGUCUGAGUCAGUACUGAUUUUAUCAUGUAUGUUAUCGUGUGUCAAACUAUGAUCGUCAUUGUAUGUAGGCCUACUGAUAAUGUUUGAUAAUGGCUUAUAUUUUGUAAAGUCUGAGAACAUAAUUUUAACAGGAAAACGCGGAAGUGGUUAUUAUAAUAGGAGAACGUAAUAAACUGUCAGGGGAUGACGGCCCCUUAAUCUUAAAGAGUGAGAGUAUGUUUCAUUAAACUCUCCGUAAGCAAUGUAAUGUCUUGUACUAAAUCAGUUAACCCAAUUUAUCAUUUAGAGUUUCAACAAAGUGUGACAGAAUUUCUUAAUAUCCUACUUAAAUGAUUACAAUUAACAAUUUUACAGUCAGAAGAUUUAAAAAAGAAUUUGAAUCUACGUAAACAACAGGUCAUGCAGUGUACGUGUAAAUUCGUCUGUAACUCACUACAGCCGGUAUAAAUGUAAACUACAGGUGGUUUUUAAAUGGGACCGUUUAGACAUUGCAGAGAACUAAAUAUAAAACUUUAUUUUCCUACCUGAAUGAUCGUUAGAUGGAGUUUGAAUUGAAUGUCUCUCCUGAAAGUUAUAUUUUCUGUGAUCGUAAUGUGAUUUGCCAUCCAAGUAUUUUUAAUGUUUUUUUCCACCCAUUUGAGCUCAAUUACAUUUUCGUUAUGAUCUUAAAUCAUAACUAUCCUUAAUCGAGUGAGAACAAAGACAAAUCAUCAACAUAAAUGUUAGACUCACCACAGAUGCAAAACAUUAGGUGUAUAGUAUUUUGCCUGUGACCAAAGGACGAACUGCUGACCGAGAGUUCAGGUCACAUACAUAUCAAUUUUAACAAAUGAGCGUCAUUAAUAGGGAUAAUAAGAUUGAAGCGACCAGACAAGGCUGUUAAAAACUAUAUUAUUUUGGUUGCUCAUGCAACUUUUCACUGUACGCGCGUACAUCGUCCGAUGGUGUGAAAACAACCAUUUUAUACCUACGUGCUCUUAUAAUAGACCACGGUGUCCAGCCCCCCCCCCCCCCCCCCCGAAGUCAGGUGCCCCUGUAGGUUUAAUUUUGAGUAAUACAAUGCAGAAAUACAAUGGAAUUUUAAUGAAAGUUAUGAAUGGAUUACUUAAAGUAUCAGAAAAUCUCUCACACCGUAUCCGUAUAUCCAAGCUUAGGCGGGCAACCCGACACUUCCAUUCAGUUUCAUACCGAUGAUUUUCUAACAUCGUACAUUGAAUUUGAGAGUUCAUCUUGGAACACAGACAUUUCAAAAUGUGACCUUUAGCUGGCGCCAUUCAAUAUCUUUACAGUCACUGGGUGUUGAUAUCAUUAUUUCAUGCUAUGAACUAUAUUUAAAUUUAGUGUAUGUUGCAUGUAAAUAUUGAAAUUUUCUGUCGUUUAUAAAUGCGGAUAAUUAUUAUAAGGCGUGUGAUGAUAAUUUUAAUCAAAAGGGUUUAUUUUGUUUAGGGGACUCGGAAAAAUAACAGUGUAUUCAGUAUUUCUUAGUUUGUAUUUGAGAAGUGAGGUGGGAUGCCGAUGAAAAUAUGAAAUCAUCCGGGUUCUUAACCUCAUUUCAGUUCUCUUUUGUUAUUGCAACGUUCAGUAUUCUCAUGUUUCAUCGUAUUCAUUCUUUGUUACAGCAGCAGUGUAUAUAGCACAUUUGAUGAAACAUCGACAGACAAGAAUAUCCAAGCGACGCUCCUAAUCAUAUUGCCAUAUUUAGUUAGAAAAUAAUAUACGCUUCAUAUUGAAAUGAGACCUAAUUACCAUUGUUAUCAUAAUCUUCUAUUCUGCAAAUUCAUGCCAUAUUUUCCUUGAGUGAUUUCUUUUGUGAAAUAAUUGAAGUUUUUGUUCGUUAACUAAUUAUAUAUCAUUAGUGUAAUUAUAUGUUCGUCAUAUUACGAUUUCAUCUUUAAAGUACUCUUAAAUAAGUAUACAAACAUCUGCGAAUGCAGAAUGAAUAGGCUCCAUCCUUCUUGAUUUCUGUACAUGUUGUAUCAUCGUAAUAUCAGAUACAUAAAUUGCAUGGUAUUGAAUUAUCAUAUUAAUGAUCAAACUGAUUGUGAGAUACAUUUUGAAUUUUGCUCUGUACUAUAUUCUGUAGAAGAUAAUCAUCCCCUAAUCAUCUGACCAUUAUCAACACGAACCUAAUAAAAGGUGCUGGAAUUGGCACAGUCACUUCUUUA
Messenger RNA from Lytechinus pictus (painted urchin), 3482 nucleotides. RefSeq lists its product as uncharacterized. Bases 64 to 1044 code for a protein of 326 amino acids. NCBI's taxonomy places the organism in Eukaryota, Metazoa, Echinodermata, Echinoidea, Temnopleuroida, Toxopneustidae. Gene Ontology annotation, cellular component: secretory granule; extracellular region. The transcript has 4 exons. The record is from RefSeq and is a predicted model, not a curated record. Gene Ontology annotation, molecular function: neurohypophyseal hormone activity.